Molecule: messenger RNA, 3138 nt
Organism: Malassezia japonica
Lineage: Eukaryota; Fungi; Basidiomycota; Malasseziomycetes; Malasseziales; Malasseziaceae
Gene: VPS11
Product: Vacuolar protein sorting-associated protein 11
Exons: 1
Coding region: 1-3138 (1045 amino acids)
Biological process (GO): intracellular protein transport; endosome organization; vacuole organization
Cellular component (GO): endosome; HOPS complex
Molecular function (GO): protein binding; protein-macromolecule adaptor activity
Source: RefSeq, a predicted model, not a curated record
AUGUCGACCAGUUCGCGGUCUUCGGCGGCGAAGCACGCGGACACGGUACUGCCAUCGUGGCGCAACUUUAGCUUCUUUGACGCACGGCCGUCGCCCAGCUCGAGUGCAGAGCAGCGGCCCUUGCCGCCGUCUUUGCCGACGCAAGACAUUGUCGAUGUCGUCUACGUUGCCCCUGAUGCCGAAGGGUGGUCGGGACCGCGCGGUGCACUUGUCAUUGGCCUGCGCAGCGCCGAGAUUCGCGUCGUGGAUGCGCAUACGUAUGCAGAGAUUGCCUCGUGGAAGGCACACGACGAGAGGCAUGCGGCACUGCAAGCCGUCCAAGUCGCCCCGGGUGCGCAUGCCGUGGUGUCGGUAGGAACGGAUGCCACGCACAAGCAUCCCCAGCUGCGUGUAUGGCGCAUGGAGGCGCACGAUACCGAGACGCGCGCGGCACCUACACUGCUCGUCCAGACGCGCCUGCAGCACGGACCGCAUCCGUCGCGUGUGAAUGCAUUGGCCGUGCAAGCCGAACUCGCCUUGGUCGCAGCCGGCUUUGAGGACGGCAAGGUCCUGCUCAUACGCGAUGUGGCUGCAAUUGCGGCAGAUGGCGGGCAGCUGCGUGUCAAGGUCGCUCGCGACGCUGCACAGAUCGACGAGCCGGACGACCAAGCCGAGUCGCCCGACGGCGUGACGGCACUCACCUUUGUUCAGAGCGCCGAACACACCGUGCACCUGCUCAUUGCAACUGUCUCCAAGGUGCUACGGUACACGGUCCUCGGUGCAGGCGCAGGAGGCGCGCCGGCCGUCGUCGACACGAUUGGAUGUGCGCCGGGAUGUGCUGUCCCGUUCCUCGCGUGUGCCGGCGAAGCGCUCGACCAUAUUCCUCUCGAGAGCGGCCCUGGGGGCGUGGCUGCCGCUCAGGCCGCAGCGGCCGACCUGUCCUACAAACUUGUUCUCGCGCGUGACGAAGCCAUCUACGUUGUCGGCACCGAAGGGCGCGAGGCGUCCAUCGCGCUCGAAGGCCCCAAGAUGCGUUUGCACCGCCUGCACGGCCAGCUGGUCGUGCUCUCUGCCCCCACCAAGCACGGGAUGGGCAUCGACCGGCCCGUGCACUUUGAGGGCGUUGCCUCGUCGCACUCAGCGUCGCCUGUGCAGCUCACGGUCUUUGACCUCGAUACCAAGAGCGUGACGUACACCGCCAUCUUUACUGCAGGCGUCGAAUGGAUAUGGACGAGCAACAGCGACGUGCUUCCGUUUGGUACCGACCCUGCGGAAUUUGUCGCGAUCCUUACGAGCCAAGGCCAGCUCUUUCGGCUGGAAGAGCGCUCGCUUAAGGACAAGCUCGAGCAGCUCUUCCGUGCACACCUCUAUCUGCUUGCGGUGCAGUUCAUGCGGGCGCGUGCGACCCGUUUCCCGGGCGCGCGCCUCCCGAUGCUUCCGCCCAGCGCGGUAAUCAUUCCGCCCCGCCCCCAGGACCGCCGCGUCGUCGCGCCGAUCGACAUGCUGAUCGCCGACAUUUUCCGGCGGUACGGCGAUCACCUCUACGCGAAAGGCGACUUUGAGGGCGCCAUGCUGCAGUUUAUCAAGACGAUCGGCGUCGUGUCGCCCAGCUACAUUAUCCGCAAAUUCCUCGACGCACAGCGCCUGCAGUUCCUCACCAAAUACCUGCAGACGCUGCAUACGCGCGGCCUUGCGAAUGCGGAUCAUACCACCCUGCUUCUCAACUGCUAUACCAAGCUGCACGAUACCGACGCGCUCGACCGCUUCAUCCAUGUGCCACACACGCGCUCCGCCGAGGGGGCCCAGGCGCCCGAACGCGAUGCGCUGCCGUUUGACGUGCAUGUCGCCAUCUCGGUGUGCCGUCGCGGAGGAUGCACGGCGCAAGCCGCCUACCUCGCCAAGACGUACGAGCACCACGACGAAUACCUCGAUAUCCAGCUGCGGGACGAGCACAAUGCGGCCGAGGCUAUCCAGUAUCUCGCCGCGCUGCCGCCUGCGCUGGCCGAGCUCUAUGCGCAACAAUACGCUCAUAUCCUCCUCGAUGCUGCGCCGGAUGAGACGACGGCGCUGCUGAUCGACCUCUACACCCGCCCGAUUACCCAGCAAGGCACGUCGCAAGUCCCGUCGCCCGCGCCUGUCUUUUCGCACUUUAUCGGGCAUGAGGCGAUGCUGACGCGCUUCUGCGAGGCUCUGGCAUCGCGGCGCUGGGGCAAAGAAGUGCUGGACCAGCCCAGCCGCCCUGAGCAGAUUGCAGAUACAGAGGCGCCGGAGCCCGACGAGGCGCUUGUCUUUGAUACGCUUCUGGAGCUGUACCUGACCUCUGCGCGCGCGCCGAACAAGGCGCUAUAUCUCCUCUACCACCCCGGCCUCUUUCCCUACACAGUUGAGCACGCGCUGGUCCUCUGCACCACCGAGCAGUGCACGCCCGGUAUCAUCUACCUGUACGAGCGCCUAGAGAUGGUGGACGCAGUGGUUCAGCACUGGAUGGAUGCCAGCAAAAAUGGCGACGAGGACGCGUCGUCGGCGCUCGUCGCGACGCUCGAUACGUUUGGGCAUGCACACCCUCACCUGUACAUUUCUGUGCUGCAGUUCCUUGCGUCCUCGUCAGAGAUCCUGGCGCGGCACCGUACCGACUUUGCGCGGAUGCUGCAAUACAUUGACGAGAAUGGCCUGCUGAGCCCCCUCGAGGUCGUGCAGCUCGUGUCGGCAUCGGGCGCGGUCGAGCUUGGCGUUGUAUCUGACUAUCUCUUGCGCCACGUCCGCGACGAGCGUGCCGAGAUGGACGGUAUCCACAAGCUCAUUCGCUCGUACGAAACUGAGAUUGCUACCAAAGAGACGGAGCUCGCGAAGCUCUCUACCGACGCGAACCCCGUCGUGUUCCAAAACAACGAGUGCGGCAUGUGCCGCGGUGCGCUGGCGCUGCCGAGCGUGCACUUUAUGUGCAAGCACAGCUUCCACCUGCGGUGUCUGCCCGAAGGCGAAGAGGCGCGCGAGUGCCCGAUCUGCGCGCAAGCGCACGACACGCUCCGCGAUCUGCAGCAAAGCAAUGCGCUGCUGAGCGACUACGACCUUGUCCUGAGCGAGGUGCACGCGGCUGACGACGGUUUCGAUGUCAUUGCAGACCUCUUUUCCAAGCAGCUUCUGGGUGCGUCGCGAUAG